This is a messenger RNA of Stylophora pistillata, 10206 nucleotides long. RefSeq lists its product as uncharacterized. The record is from RefSeq and is a predicted model, not a curated record. Gene Ontology annotation, molecular function: chromatin binding. Lineage: Eukaryota; Metazoa; Cnidaria; Anthozoa; Scleractinia; Pocilloporidae.
UUGAAAAGCAAUUUUAGCUUUUCACGUUUCCGCCUUUAGGACGUCGAGUCGCUUAACCGUGUUCGAAACUAUGCUUACGAGAAUUUUGCCGCCCGAUAGAACCACUGUUUUCGCUGUCUGAAAUAGUGACAUGGAAAGAUCGCCCGAAAAAUCGGCCCUUUUAUCGACAAAAGUACACAGUUUGGAAGCGAAGACGGCAAACCCUCGUCAACAUUUCGCCCAUGAGGCUGUAACAACAAACCCGAUCAUCCGCCAACUCAAAGCGUUUUCUUCACAAUCUACGCUGGAAAAUGGUUCCAAUUCUGCAGGCUUUCCUUCAUCAGAAGUGGGCAUCGCGAGAAAUUCGGAGUUUAUUUCUCCCUUACAAGCGCAAUAUUAUUCACCAACCGUGCCGAGUGCAGCGAUCCCCAUGAGUCUUCCAUACGGGAUGUUUACGGGACAAGGCAUGGACCCGCGGGCGCUGAGCGCGGGAAAUUUUCCUUACGCGUAUGGUAACCCUAUGAUCUACUUUCAAAACUUUGCAACUGGUUACGGACAUACGCAACGAGGCAAAAACAGCGAAGAAACAACAGGGUCUGACAAAAGCAACAAUCCAUCGUCUCAGUUAAGAUCUACUGAUGCACUCGCCCGCUCUACUAAGGAACACAUGCGAACUGAAAGUGUUAUUAAAACGGUAACAGACAAACAGGACACUCCAAAAAAACAAAGCGAUGUAGACAAAAGAAUCUCGGCCGAAGCCCAAGGUUCCAGUGUUCCUCUGAGAUAUCCUGACAGAGGAAAAGGAAAUGAAGUUGGUAAUUCGGAUGACGGAAGAGCAAAAGGACCACUAUUGCGUGACAUAUCGUUGCGUGACGCUUCAGGUAACGAGGACUUGCCCCGCCGUGACAAACAAUCGACUGUAGGCGAAUACGACCGGACGCGCGAUAAACUUCCGAAGGCGAAAGGAUUCGAACAUUUAGCAGUUGAUUCUAAUGGAAAUAAGAGACCCACGAAUGCUGCUUCUUUCUCUUCGUAUGAAAAAGGCUACACUUCUGAAGCGCGCUCUUCGCCGUAUCCCGCCAACGAACCGCCCACUCUAGUUCCGUAUCACAACGCUUUGCCUCCAAAAACUUCUUCAAAUACGACGCACUCAAAUGUCCCAUCGACUAUGCCGAAACUCACCCCUAUUGCGCCGCGCAUAAGUAAUGAUUCACCACUGACUGUGCCUCAUUCAUCCGAGUCUGAGCAUAAAAGUUCUUCGUAUGCAGCUUGGAGGCCAAACUAUACUCAUCUCUCGAAUUCUGCUCCAGUCAUGACGAGUCAUGGUAGUACUGUGUCUUGGACCGCCAAUUACCCUGGGGUGAAGCAAGCCUCGGGGGAUAAGACAGAAGAAAACGGUUGGCGUGCUAAACAACCCACUAGGGAUGAACGUGAUCAGAAUUGGACAAGUGGUUAUGAAAAUGCUCAGAAACAUGCUGCGAGGAAUUUUUAUUCAAUGCAACCAUGGGACCGACAGGCUUACUACGGAACACUUCCACCGCAAUUGCGCGCCAGUGGCGUGACGGAUAAAGGUUUUGGCGGGAAAGACGUUGAAGAAGAUUCGCGGGAUGUGUUACGUGAUUCGUCACGUGAUUCGUCACGCGACAGUAUGACCUCCGCUGAGCAUCUGCAAGCUAAACUUACAAAAGCCACUUAUAAGUUCGGGUCAGGACAGUCGAGCUUACGAAAAGAAAACGAUUUUGGCGGUGGUAAGAUUCCGAUAGGUGCCAACAACGACGAUUAUCAGAGAAGCCAGCCGUUUAGUAGUCGGAACGAGAAGUCGGUUGUGGGAGAGUACGUAAAUUACAAUAAUAAAAGUGAAGAUGGGAAAGGAAGUAACUUUGUCGUUGUGAAUAGCAAGGAGGGUUCUUUCCGACUCUCAGUGGAGAGACGUGAGGGAAACCAGAAAUACCCGAAGUAUGAAGUCGUUAAGACUUCUAGAAUGGAAGAAAACAGACUCUCGAGUAGUUAUUACAAUAGUCACGAUAGCCGAGACUUGAAUGACUCAUCUUUGAUUGGGAUUCCGCGCGCGGAGCUUAAAUCGGAAAAUGAAAAGGAGGGCGUUGAUCGUGCGAGGACCGUUGAUUACUCUCGCGGGAAAGACCAAAGUUCUUACAAAGAACACGCGGGACGGAAGUCGGAUUCUCGCGAACUUACGUCAGUGGGCGACGGCAAGAAGAACAAUGACCGUAAUAACAAUAGCACUUCCCUGAGUGGGUUUCCUUUCUUAAAGUGUAACACAGUUCCGAACGGUGAACAAGCAAGAUAUGUUGAGCGUAGCGGACCUUUACGAGAUAAAGUAUUUGUUCCUCCGAACGCCACGUUUGAAAUGUACGAGAGAAGGGAGCAGGAAAUGGAGAAAAAUGGCUUCAGGAAGUCCGAUAUGGCCACAGCAUUUUCUAGAAACUUAGUUGAGAGUAAUCGUUUGUCGAAACCAGCCGAGGAAGGAGUGAAAAGGACUGAGGAGAGGAGAAACCUUCCAAGGCAAGAUGAUACGAAAUCAAAGUUGCCCACAGGGCGAUUUGAAAGCGAAAAACGGGCUGAACCAGAGGAAAUUACAUCGGAUAAUAGCGAUGAUAGAUCGAGGCAGUUGUCUAGGGAGUCAGCUUCUCCGGAUAAAAGAGCUCAGCUUCGGGUUCAGCAGUCCUCUGAUAAGGUAGCAGUGUCUUCAGCAGCUGGUGAUGUUCGACAGCGUCGGCUGUCCUCCCCCUUAUCCGAACAGAGGAACACCACCGCGCCAUCGACCGCUUACGGAGCCUCUAUGGCGCCUGGUCUUCAAAGUAGGAGAGCAGCAAAUGGCGGCAGUGAAGGGCAUUCACGGGAGUCCGCUGUAGAAUCCAGUUUGUCAGGCUUAGGAAACCAGGCAGCCGCCCAGUUUCUUAGAAUGGACGGUGGUGCUUUUCCCAACCCUUACUUUGCUUCAAUGCUGGCGGCACCGCAAGGUAUGCCGGAAACGCCAUUCCUGGUGCUGGAUCCGUCAAUGUACAGUGGGAUGUACCGUGCACCCAUGAUGGAGGCUGCCGCACCCGGAAUGUUCCCACCUGGAGCCUUCGCUGACCCAGUAACAGGAUCAAUUAUGGUUCUUCAUCCAGAGAGUUAUGUUCCCGUUGUCGCAGCCGAGAACGCGGCGUUUAUGAUGGAUCCGCGGUUGCACGGAAUGUGGCCACAUUUGGACGAGGCCCAGUGGCAACAGUUCUGGCAAAUGAUGCCGGCGUACCAACAACAACUAAAACAACAGCAACUUCAUGAACGAAGCAAACAAGAGUUGCUGUUCGGUAAACAAGCUUCUCAGUUUCCUUUUUCGGCUUAUCCGUUCUACUAUGGUGACAAGCCCUUUGAUCCACAGCGCAAGGGUGAAAGCCAGGAGGGAAAGUCUACCAGCCAGCAACAAAAAAUCCGGGAUGUAAAGCAGGAACAACCAGAAAGUCAAUCCAAAGAACCAGCUGCCAGAUCGAAGCCUGAAGCCACCGCACCACAAGAACACGCGCAGCGCAUGCCUGUGUCACGUGACAGUGAAAGUCACGUGAUCGGUCAGCAGCAGGAGACGUCCAAUCCGCGUGAAGAGAAAACGGCUUUAAACAACCGCUGGCUGAAAGAGGUCCACCAAAAGCUCACAGAGAAGCAAAAAGCUGUUCAAGCUAAAAUAGAUGACCAGGAACAGCUCGCCAAACAAAUUAAAGAUUACUUAUCACUCGAUCCGGCUCAGUUUCCAUUUUCGGGAUCUCAGUCCUCGUUUUUCAGAGAUUUUGCAAAGGUUAACCUAACAGUUCCGGUGACUACCACUUCCUCUCGGACGCAGGAAGUUAGUCGUGAUAGCGCCUCUCCAAAAACUGUUUCUGCCGCCGUCACGUUGUCCAGCUUGGAAAAAGGGCGCGGCGAAGAAUCCCAGAGGGCCGCGAGAGGCACACCUCCUAUAAAGACUGACCAGAACGGCGUUGUGGACCGCGUCAAAUCCCCUAGGCCACACCCUUCUGCAGAGGCAGUCAUAACUAAAGAAAUAGUGGAAACUCCACGAAGAUUAGAGGCACAACCCAACCUGGUGGGUGAGAGGGUUGUAUCGCGAGAAAACCGUGAAGCUCCCGCGGGACAGAUUCCCUUACAGUUUCCACAGAAGAUGAUGACAUAUGAAAAUGUUUCAUCUGAACGGCUUGUGAACGAGAAACCUGACCUCGAUUCGGGAAGAGGGAGGCUGGAAGACUCAUAUAGGGCUCACGAUCGUGGACUUACUGCAAGCUACAACGAAAUUAACCGCAAUGUCUCCGAAGAAGACUUGGCAACAAACUUGGAAACUCACUUGUCGAGAAGGAAACACUGUCAAAGAGUUGACUCUUAUGGAGAGUUGAAUUCCUUUGCCAAAACAGACUAUGAUCGAGGUGAAAGGGGACUGCGCCUGGCUGAAUUUACAUUUCGAGAAAGUUUGGACUCAUUGGAGGAUAAUAGGGGUAAUCUUCGAGCCUUGAUGACACGCGAGAAAAUAUCACCUUCCCACCAACUGGAUAGCGAUUCUGAGUUUGAAGAUGACGACUUUAACGCCAAGUGCGAACUUCGUAGAAUCGCUUCAUCUUUUGUUCCGCUUCAAACCGACAGCGAAAACAAAGAGAACUCCACGAUCUUCUCGCUCAGGCCGUUCAGAUCCGAAGCCGAACGGAGAAAGAUACGAGAGAAUAUCGAUCGCCUUCGGUCCAUGGCAAAACGGCGGAAUAGUAAAGACCGAAUUACUGUGUUCAGUCGUCGGAAAGAUCUUCGGAGUCCGACGACGAUUUUGAACAGUGUGACGAGCGCUAUCAGCGAUGUAGCGGGGGUGGAGUCUGUGGAAAAAGAAAUGCGGAUGAAAUUAGCGGAGUUACAAAAGAAGUACAGGGAGAAAAUGAGAGAACUUGCCCGACUGCAACCCAAAUAUGGGGCAGAAGAUGGAAAAUCGACCCCAAUUAAAAGAGGCCCUGGAAGACCCCGGAAACGGAAAUACUUCGGCGCAGGUUCCAAGGGAGACAAGACGUCCCCAGUACCCACGGGCGGAUACAACAAAGAAGACGAAGAGCACCAAUCAGUCAUUGAGGCCCACUCCCCCGAUAACGCUGGUCCAAGUGACACUGAGAGCCUGGUGUCUAAGGAAAGCGAACCUCCUAAGAAGAAGAAGAAAAGAGUCAAACAGAAGACUUCGACAGAGCGGGAUAGCCGCGGGUCAGCGCCACCUUCCCGCGGGUUGAGUCCAACAGAGUUUCCUGAUUUUCCGGCACCUGCUGUAAAAAAAAAGAAAUCUCGCAAGCCAACUGCUGCGGAUGAAGAGUCUGACCUACUGCUUCCCAAAAACAAAUCCAUUAAUACGAAGAAGAGAGAAACUGGUGCGGGCAAGCGACGUAAAGGAUCGCCAACGAAUGAUACCGUCGACCAAAAGAGCGUUUCACAACUACCAAAUGCUGCCCGUGUACCCUCCCCAAAAGAACUCGAGAAUAGCGCCGAUUUUACCAAAGAACCAAAGACCCUAACCAAAAACACAAAGGCCAAGAAACCAAAACCGAAGAAACGAGCGAGACCGAAGCUUACCAUUGAGGCUCCCGAAGUCUACGAAGACGAUCGAACUGAGGAAGACUUACCGCCCGGCUGUGCGGAUACGCCGUGCGAAACUCCGGGUGGUCCUUCACCGAACAAGGGCAAGAAAAGUAAGGCUGCAAACAAGAAACGAAAGUCUACUGCAACUACUCCUCCCAAAACAAAAUUUGAGUUCCCGGAAGUGACGUCACAAGAUGAAAGCUUCUCCGAAAACAGUAGUGUAUCUCCAAACGAUAUUGCAAAAGAGGUUGCUGCCAUAGCCGCCAGAAAGCAAUUGGAGGCAGCGCAGAAAAACACCAGGGAGGCGUCUAGUGACGUUGAUGACGAGGUGUUUGCGUCAAAUCACGAUGAACGAGAUGGUUUGAAUUUGUUGGCGUUUGCAAGCAUCGAUAAAACGGCGAAACGAAGACGAUCUGACGCUCAGUCGCCCUCUGAAGACCUUUCGUUGAAGAAGAGAGGGAGACCCAAGAAACCCUCAGAGUCUCCGACCUUCGAUUCAGAAGCCCUUGUAACGCCAAAGAAGAAGAAAAAGAAGAAGAUAGCAGUUGAUCAGGAAUCCACGAAAGAGCCGAAAAAGAAAAAGAAGAAAAAGAAGAAAGAAGCUGUACCAAAAGAAGAAAGCGUCGAAGAGAAGCUUGAAGAACAGCCUCAAGUUGAACAAAUUGAAUUAUACGUACCACAGGAAGAGUUUGAGAUGAAGCUGCCAGAAUCUUCUUCGGCGACCAUAGACAGCGAGCAAGAUGAAGAGGUGUUCAGAUCGACCACCGAAAUAAACAAGGAAGUUGGGACGGCCAUGUUGGACUUCAGUACCUCCAGGGAAGGCGAUGACGUCAAAGGAAGCACAUCAUCGUUGCUAAGCGAUGAGUGGCAGCCGAGAAGAAGUGAGAGAAUUUUUAUCAACAGCAGCGUGACUACCAACUCUUGUUCCAGUCCUUUGUCGCCCGUUGGAAAAGGAAGCGAGUUUUCUUAUACGAAGAAGGUGAAGAAAACAUCUUUAUCAAAAGGAAAAACCAGCCGAUCGGGAUCUCAGGGCGAGGAGGAACUAGGAGAGAACGACGUCACACAAAAAUCGAAGACCAAAACGAAAAAGAAGAAAGGACCUGGGAAAGGAAAGAAAAAGAGUUCUUCAAUAACAGCCGACUUUGAAGAUUACGAACCUCUGAAAGUACCCAGGAGAGCGCGCUCCAAGGCGAGGCAAACGUUUGAUUUCGAUGACGCUGACGAGGAAGAAGGCGAAGAUCUUCCAGAAGACGAGGAAGCCCAAGAGGAAGGUGAAACGGAUGUGGAGAUCAACGUGAUUGACAAGGUGCCAACAGAAGAGAAAGCUGAAAGUCCGCAGGUUGCUCAUGUCGAAAACGCGGAGGACGGGAAGCCAGAAGUGGAAGUCGAGAGGAUGGAAACGGACAAGAACAACGAUGAGGAAUUAGAUGUGGAGAUGAAAGAAGACCAAGUGGCUAAGGAGGAGAAUUCUCCAAUGGAAAGUAAACAUGGCGAAGUUGUCCUCAAGAGCGAAGAGAAAAAUGGUAUAGAGGAAACUGUCAAGGAUAAUGAAAGGAAGGAACAGGAGGAAACUGCUCCUCUCGAACGGCCCGUAUUACCAGUUGACGAGCGUUUCACGUUUGUGGUCGACGAAUUAGUAGAAGGGACAAAAUUGUUACUUCCUGUGGACUUUGUGUUCUAUCCUGGACGCAUUAGUACAUUCAAUGAACCUGACUUAUUCGGAGUGAUACUUGAUGGUGAAAGAGGUAGAAGACCUCACUGGAAAUCAACAGAACAACUCCUUACAGAGGCGGUCAAGGACAUUCAACCACCCGGGCCUGAGUUUCUUUCCAUUGGCACCCGAGUGUGUGCACACUGGAGUCCGCAGUACCGCUGCUUCUAUCCUGGAAAUGUCACCGAAGCUCCACCGGAUGAGAAGGAAGUGGAUGGAAAAAUCUGGAUUGAAUUCGACGAUGGCGACAGUGGUUUCUUUCAGUUGGAUGAAAUUAAAAGGAUACGUCCUGAUUUUCCUGUUGAAGAAGUGGAUCCCACUCCCCCUCUGCCAGAGAAGAGGCCUCGGUCCAGUUCCCUGGGAGCAGCUCAGGCCAUGGCAUUAAAGGAUGCGUCUUCCAGAAGACUGAAAGCUGAAGAGAAUACUUCUGAGUUUUCAUCCGGGAACGAAAGUUCGGGUGAGGUGUAUGCGAAGCGACGGAGAUUGAGAGGAAAAAGGAAAAGUAAAGAUGACUCGUGGCUUGUUUCUAAACGUUCAGAAAACAAUGCUAUCGCCAAGGACAGUGGUGCAACUCGAGGUAGCUCGUUUAGAGGGAAAGUGAAAGUUCUCGAAAAGUCUGACUCUGAGAUCGUUGGAUCUGCUUCAAAAGUGAAAGAUAACAACCAAAGUGGAGGCGACUCUAAAGAGGGUAAAGUUGCGGAUGCAUUAAAACAGAAGGUAAACAGAACGCGCGGGAAAACAGAAACGAAAGUAGAGAGUAAGGAAGCGGCCAAAACUGCGGAGAGCUCUAAAAACGACUUAGCAAGCGUUGCCUCCGCGGAACUGAAGGAAUCAGAAAAAAAGAUACACUCGAGCCACUCUUCUCUCAAAGCGGAUGGAUAUGAGAAUAACACCAAACAAUCAGCUGAUAAAGUGGCAGAUAACACAGCGGAGUCUUCUGACCAAGGGGAGGACAGCGAAGCUGUAUCGGAUGCAGACACUUCCAAACAAGAAAAGGGAUCUCGCGCUGGAGCUAAAAGCUCCUCAAGGACCUCUGAAAUGGACCUCAGAAAGAGGUCCCUUAAUUUGAGCCUCAACAGCUCGUUUCGCUCUUCACGCACCGAAGGAGAAAGCCCGACGCGUGAUGCUCCGUUCACUUCACAAGACGAGGAUAGUGAAUCUUACAGCGACACGUUUGAUGAGAGUCCCCUUGUAGAGAACAAACCUUUUCAGCCUCGGCUUGGGAGACGGCGUCGUUCGGAAUUGGAUCGUCUGCACGUAGAUAUGAAAUUUUCAGGGCCUUUGUGGCAGUGGUCCGGAAGAAGUUCCCAGAACAAAAGAAAAGGAAAAGGAAAGAAGACCUUCUACAAGGCUAUUGUGAGAGGAGACGAAACGAUUUGUGUAAAUGAUUGUGCGGUUUUCAUGUCCAACCCAACCAAGAAUCUCAAUCUCCCGUAUGUUGGCAAAAUCGAAAGCAUGUGGGAGGGGUGCGGCGGGAACAUGGUUGUUAGAGUCAAGUGGUUUUAUCAUCCUGAGGAAACGAAACCAGGCAGGAGACCUACUGAUGGCAAACAAUCUUUGUACCGCUCGACCCAUGUGGAUGAAAAUGACGUACAGACGAUCUCACACAGAUGUGAAGUGCUCACUCCUGAAGAAUUCAAAAGACGGUCUCAAAGCCUCGAUACGCCCGGUACCAGGACUUCUCUGUCAGAUCGCGUGUUCUGCUGUAUCGGCAGCUACGAUCCAAACAGCGAGACAUUGCAGACGGAACUGUGAUGUACGUUGCACAAUACAGUGUGACGUUUGCCUAAAACUGUGGUGUCUGGAGUCUAGCGGAACGCCGCGUGCGUUGUGUUUUCCGCGCGAUGUUAUCUUUCGUUUGUGUUCGGCAUGAAAUUAAUAUGCUGCUAUUGGUUGCCGUUCUGGUUGUUGUUAGCCGAUCAGAGGUGCUCCGAAUUCUCGUGAGGUAAAAAGACCAAACCAAGUUGUUAUUUGAUGAAAAACUGGCAGUAAAGUUAGGGAACAAAUCAUCACUUCUCUAUCCAAGUGGUGGCAAUUGUUCUGUCUUCGGUAGGGCCAUAGUUUCCACAGGUUAAAAAUCAUUCAAAUGAGGACUAGAGAAUGAUAAGCUGUUACUGACAGUAAUAUUGGAUCUACAUUAAAAUCGAACUUCUCAGGCGAGGAAAAGAGGAGAGUGUGAUAAUUACCUCGGUUACCCCUUUUUAACUGAUCCUCCCUUGUGUGCAGCAGUCUUACGCAGACUUGAACGACGAGACUGCUGAUGAUGUUCAUCAGUCUAAGGUGGUGUUCUAUUUCCUUGUGGUAAUCACGUCGAGAUGUCUUCCUUGUACAAGCUAUGAUAGAACGAUAUAAUCACGGGGCAUAACUCCCUUCACUUGAUCCUCUAUCUCCGUUAAUGCGGGCAGUCUUUCCAGCCUUAAAAUUUUAAAGUGCAUGAAAUUUUUGCGAGGAAAUCGCGCUUGUUUCCUCACGUGUGGUUCUUAGGGAAGUACGCGAAAUUCGUGUUGCACCAUUCCACUUAGGCAAUUUUAUCUUUCGUUCGCGCUUUCUUCCUAUUUCGUAUUAGCUUUUAAUCUUGCUUAUUCCCCGAUACGUACUCAAACGCAGACGAAAUGACUGAGAAUUCUCCUCUCUUCUCCUGGAGAUUUAAAAUCAUAUUGUGUGCAAAAAAGUAUCUAAAAUAUUUUUUAUAUAGAAGUUGUGGAGAUAGCAGCCAGCUGGCUAGUAAUGUUGAAUUUUGUAACGUAGGUUGACUGUAAGAAAAUAGUUCAUGUUUGUAAAUAUGUGUAUAGUCCUCUUCUUAAGAUAUACUUUUGUAACAUAACUCAGUCCCAUGCUCUCUUGGUCAAAUCUCUCGUUUAUAUUAUACAGAGAAAAUAUAGUGAAUAUUUAGUUUUAGAAUGAGAAAUAAAGUUUUAGAUUUUCUA